AUGCCCUCAACUACAGCCACCCGCAGCAUCCUUCGAUUGACCCGAGCACAAUGGACGCUCCUACCACGAUACCUCAACACAUCCUCCACGCCAAACCACUCAACAUCUGCACUCACUACGUUUGAAAACAAGAAAGAUGGCGCAGCCGGAUACAUCCUCGCAAAAGCCGACGACCUUAUCAACUGGUCCCGACAAGGCUCCCUCUGGCCCCUCUCCUUCGGUCUUGCCUGCUGCGGCGUCGAAAUGAUGCAUACAUCCAUGCCCCGGUACGACCAAGACAGACUCGGCAUCAUCUUCCGCGCCUCGCCCAGACAAGCAGACGUGAUGAUCGUGGCGGGAACAGUGGUAAACAAGAUGGCUCCGGCGCUGCGGUUGCUAUAUGACCAGAUGCCGGAGCCGCGGUGGGUAAUUAGUAUGGGCAGUUGUGCGAAUGGUGGUGGCUAUUACCAUUAUAGCUAUAGUGUUGUUCGUGGUGUCGAUCGAAUUGUUCCUGUUGACAUUUACGUGCCUGGCUGUCCGCCUACGCCUGAGGCGUUGCUGUAUGGGAUUUUCCUUUUGCAGAAGAAGAUGCAGAGGACGAAGAUUACGAGGAUGUGGUAUAGACGGUGA
Penicillium argentinense is the source of this 609-nucleotide messenger RNA. Its product is annotated as NuoB/complex I 20 kDa subunit family protein. The record is from RefSeq and is a predicted model, not a curated record. Lineage: Eukaryota; Fungi; Ascomycota; Eurotiomycetes; Eurotiales; Aspergillaceae. The coding region runs from base 1 to 609 and encodes 202 amino acids. Gene Ontology annotation, biological process: aerobic respiration; mitochondrial respiratory chain complex I assembly; electron transport coupled proton transport. Gene Ontology annotation, molecular function: NADH dehydrogenase (ubiquinone) activity; 4 iron, 4 sulfur cluster binding; quinone binding. The transcript has 2 exons.